GAGACAAGAGUGUUGUUUUCUUGCUCAAGGAACUGAUAAAAAACGCCGCUGCGAAGACGCAAAAGUAUACAGCUGACGAAGAAUGAUUAUAUUGUUUACAUUACUUAUGGCAAGCAUGAAAUCUCUUCAACUAUCAGUGUAAAUACUGCCGCGCACUAAUAUCACAUUAUAUCAUUGUUCUGUUUAUUCUACUUAUCACUAAUUAUUUUCGAGUUCCUGUUUUCCACGUUAUUUACUUCAGAAACCGAUUUUCUGCGCAACUUUUCUACAAUCAUUUCAUUUAUCKCUUUUUUCGCGGAUUGUAAUUGAAUUCAAAAKGAAUAUUUUAGGGGCGGGCUUUGUGAUAUUACAGUGAGACGUCGAUAACUCUCUAACUAUUCGGAACAGUCCUACUGGCAACAUAGUGGCGGCCGGUUUACUGAGGCAGAAAUGAYGCACGACCUAACACCGCUGAGAGGGAGACUAGUUUCUGUGAGAAAUGACAAUAGUCUUUUCAGUGAUUACGUUCAUUUCAACUGCUAUCUAUGAACGAAUGAUGUUGUUGUCAUGUAGUUAUAAAGAUUGUUAUUUGGGGUAAUUUUUUUUCUUUUGCCGAUUUUUUUUCUCUUGCCAUUCUUUUUUUCUUUUUCGUCUUCAUCUAUUUUUCAUUCCCUUUGCUUGUCAACAAGUAAGCCAUGUUUUCUUUUUUUGUUCUGACCUUAACUUUCAUCAGGAGUACAUGGCUAUGUACUUCUGCUUUGACUGUUUUCAUUCAACUUCUCUUUUACCGCUGGAGAAUAAGUACUAAACACGAAAACCGCUGACCAACCUCUUGCAACUGAGCAACUCAAUUUUAAUCUUUUCAGAAAAUUGUUYCUUUUAUUGCGGUGAUGUCGAACGUGGAGUACAGUGAUAGAGAUUGCACAGUAUAUGUUGGUAGUAUUGAUCAGAAAGUCACCGAAGAGUUAAUUUUUGAGCUGUUUUUGCAGGCAGGACCUCUAGAACGAGUUAAAAUUCCCACAGACAAAGARAGAGGUGUCCAGAAAUCUUUUGGUUUUGUAACUUUUACAAGUCCAGUGUCUGUUCCCUAUGCCAUUGAUCUUCUUGAUGGCACAUCCUUAUAUGGACAAAAGAUUGUUGUCAGACCACAAACAGGAAGUUCCACUCCUAGUGGUUCUGGAAAUAGAGGCUCACAAAGUCCACUCACRCCAUCAUCCUUGAUGGGUUCUCCAAAUUUCCCUGUCCCAGUCCGACAAAACAGCUUUGAGCAAAAUCAUUCAAAUCGCCAUGUAACCCCAAUUCAAAAUCAGUAUUUAAAUUCACCUUUCAUUCAAGGGCCUAUGAGGCAAAAUAKUUAUGAWCAAACUGUCUCURAUCACUAUGGAUACCAAACACCUACCAAUCAACUUAGUUCUCAUCAUAGAAGCUCGUCAACUUCACGACAUGGAUCACUGAGACGAGAUUCUUAUGAUGAAGACCGACAYGGAAGAAAUUCAUCCAAACAUCAUCAUUCCCAUCACAAUGACAGCAUUCAUAAAGCGAGAAGUUACCGUGAUCAAAGAAGCUCAAGAUAUUAAGAAUAUUUUAUGUCAUUUUCAAUGUCAAUCAWUCAUCUUUUUAAUAUGCAAGCAUCAUUAUUUACAUUGUAAUUUUAAKAAUUUUAAAUAACUAUGCUAUGUGCAUUUUACAAAUUUAUUAUUAACAUUCUCUGACUUUUAUUCAGAAUUCAUUACAUGCUGUAAUACAGCACAAAACCUUAUUCCCUACAAAAUUGGUUAUGUUUCAACCUAAUAAAU
Messenger RNA from Exaiptasia diaphana, 1775 nucleotides. RefSeq names its product RNA-binding protein 7. Lineage: Eukaryota; Metazoa; Cnidaria; Anthozoa; Actiniaria; Aiptasiidae. The transcript is spliced from 2 exons. Gene Ontology annotation, cellular component: nucleus. The record is from RefSeq and is a predicted model, not a curated record. The coding region runs from base 870 to 1556 and encodes 228 amino acids. Gene Ontology annotation, molecular function: single-stranded RNA binding. Gene Ontology annotation, biological process: regulation of alternative mRNA splicing, via spliceosome.